ACAAGAAUCUCCUGGAAAGUCGUUGUGACUUUUUAACUUCAAGCUAACCAGCUAAAACACGUAGCUGCCGAUAACGUUAGCAAAGUUGUUAGUGUUUAAAAAAAAAACUUCGUUCGGUGAAUUUCAUCAUGGAGAAUCAAAAGUUCCGCUCUCUGUACAACUUGUUAUGGUCCGUUUUCGUGGCAUAGCUGGAAAGCUAACGCUGUUUAGUUAACUGUUCAGUUAGCCUAGCAUUGGUCUCCCCUAACAAAAAGCCCAGCCUCUUCUGAGCCUUGUUGGACGGCAGGAGUUUCUAACUUUACUCCCUGGUUUAUUCGACAGCAGCACCCUCAAAAUGUCCAUCCUAGGAUUAAAGAAGAAACAGCCCAAGACUUUCAAAGUCAAAGUUAUCACCAUGGAUGCCGAAAUGGAGUUCAGCUGUGAGGUGAAGUGGAAAGGUAAAGACUUGUUUGACCUGGUUUGUCGCACUGUUGGUUUGAGGGAGACCUGGUUCUUUGGACUCAGGUACACAGUAAAGGACACUUAUGCCUGGUUGAAACCAGAGAAACGGGUUUUGGACCAAGAGGUUCCCAAGGACUCUCCCAUAACAUUUCAUUUCCUGGCAAAGUUCUUCCCAGAAAAAGUAGAAGAGGAACUUGUCCAAGAAAUUACUCAGCACCUCUUCUUCUUACAGGUGAAAAAACAGAUAUUAGAUGAAGAGAUAUUCUGUUCCCCUGAAGCAUCUGUUCUUCUGGCAUCAUAUGCUGUCCAAGCCAAGUACGGGGACUAUGACCCAAACUUUCACAAGCCAGGCUUCCUGGCACAAGAUGAGCUUUUACCAAAAAGAGUUCUGAUGCAAUACCAAAUGACAGCUGACAUGUGGGAGGAGAAGAUCACAGCUUGGUACGCGGAGCACAGAGGCAUCGCCAGGGAUGAAGCUGAGAUGGAAUACCUAAAGAUUGCUCAGGACCUUGAGAUGUACGGUGUCAGCUACUUUGCCAUUACUCAAAAUAAGAGGGACACAGACCUGUUACUUGGAGUGGAUGCUCAGGGUCUUCACAUUUACAGCCCCAACAGCAAACUCAGCCCCAACAAGUCCUUUCCCUGGAGCGACAUCCGUAAUAUCUCUUACAGUGAAAAGGAGUUCACAAUCAAACCCCUGGACAAGAAGAAAGAUGUUUUCAAGUUCUACUCAUCUCAGCUGCGUGUCAACAAGCUGAUCCUGCAGUUGUGCAUCGGUAACCAUGAUCUAUUCAUGAGGAGGAGGAAGGUGGACUCCAUUGAAGUGCAGCAGAUGAAGGCACAAGCUAAAGAGGAGAAGGCCCGCAAGAAGAUGGAGCGUCAGAUCCUGGCACGGGAAAAACAGAUGAGGGAGGAAGCAGAACGAGCGAAAGAAGAGAUGGAACGAAGACUUUUCCAGCUGCAGGACGAAGCACGGCUGGCUAACGAAGCACUGCAUUUUCUGCAGCUGCGAUCUGAGGAGACAGCGGACCUGCUGGCAGAGAAGGCCCAGAUUGCUGAAGAGGAGGCCAAGCUCCUGGCCCACAAGGCUGCAGAAGCUGAGCAGGAAAGACAGAGGUUAGAGGUCACUGCCAUGAAGACCAAGGAGGAGAAAAGGCUGAUGGAGCAGAAGAUGAGGGAGGCAGAGCAGCUGGCUGUCAAACUGGUGGAGCAGUCAGAGAGGAGGUUGAAGGAGGCUGAUCACCUGAAACAGGACCUGACAGAGGCAAAGGAUGCUGAGCGGAGAGCCAAACAGAAGCUGCUGGAGAUCACCAAAACAACAUACCCUCUCAUAGCAGCUUACUCUACUCCGCCUGCUCCUCCCGAAGCAGCCGACUUUGGCUACGAGUCAGCAUCUACGCGCCUCGACUUCAAAGACUCUGACAUGAAGCGGCUCUCUAUGGAGAUCGAGAGAGAGAGGCUAGAGUAUAUGGAGAAGAGUAAACACCUGCACGAUCAGCUGAAGGAGCUGAAGUCAGAGAUCGAGUCCCUGAAGCUGGAGGAGCAGCAGCAACAGGCUGGCCUCUACAGCCUCCGCAGUGAGGCGAGGGGAUACACUCAGGAGCCUGUCUACAUACCUCACAGUAACCGAAACUCUGCGUACAUGUCUCAGAUGGCCUUCUUUGAAGAAGUGUGAUCCUGUUGUGAUGCAGAAUUUUCUCGACAUGUUUGGUUAAUUUUUUUUUUUUUUUUUUUUUCCCUCUUUCACCUGGCUGAAACUAACAAACAGACACAUUCAUACAUGUUGACUGUGUGCUUUGGAAAGACUUUUAAACCUAUCCUCAACAACAAACAGCCAAUAGUUUGGGUGCCUGCAAACCCUGUCAUGCUAGGUUGUACCACCUGAUACACUACAGCACCUUCCAUAUUUUUUUCAUAUGUAAUAAACACAUUAAUUUGUGCCAUAUAUUGAACACUGAUUCAGGAAAUGGUGCUCAAGAUGGAUGUAUGAAUGAGUUUUUAUUUGCUGAUGUGUUUUGUGGUUUUAAGGGAUACUUAGCUGUAAGAUGAUCAGAUGUAGAAUCAAGCCUUAAUGACAAAGUAUACAUUAAUGCCUUAACAGCAUUUUCGGUCAAGAAUUAAAGUAAUGUUUUGUUUUUUGUUUUUUGGGGUUUUUUUUUUUCAGAAACCAGCUUCAGGCAAAGUUCCUGCAUCAGAUGUAAUUAAGUAAAUGAUGCUUUUUAUUUUCUGGCUGGGUAAAAUUUCAAAAGGUAUAAAUAUCCUUAAGAUUUUGUAAAUAUGAAACCUUUUGGUCAUUUUCUUUCAAACCAGCAUAAGUGUUUCUCGAACCAAAAUGCCAAAAUUUCUGAUUAUACCUUUACCAAGUUGUUGUUGAAUGUAGCUGUGAAUGCGAAAUAUACACAAAACAUAGCUCUUAAUCAGUGAUAUGUAAUGUGAAAAUUAACAUUCUGAUUUUGUUCAUAAGAGUAAUUUAUAAAAGUAGUAAUUGUAACUCAAAGUAAAGUCCAGAUUUUACAAGCAGAUGUGUGCAGGAACAGUGUCUGGAGGUGACACUCCAUAUAAAAUGUGUUUGAGCUUUGUUUUGAUAUUUGAAUUGUGUUGAAUUUUCUUGCUGGUUCUGUUACAAAGCUCAUGAACUGCCUUUACUGAUAAGAGCACACAGGUGCCUUUAUAUUUUCUAGUGCCUCAUCAUGGUAGUUAACCUACAUGUAAUAUAAGAUUACAAGCUUGAGCUCUGCCAUAUCAAGUUUUUGUAUUUUGUUCUCUAGAGUGUUGAUGUGCCUUGAACUUCAUUUUUUACAGUUAUUAUUUGAGUUACUAAGGUUUUAGUUGAUAUCAUUGUGCUCUUGUGUCUUAGCAUUAUGGUUUCUUUAAGUUUGGGGUUGAUUUCGUACCCUAACCUAUUUACUGAAUAGCAGACUGAUGGCUAUCUUAUUUUCUUUCUUAUUUUUUUUUCUUUUCUUUUCUCAGGGUUAGUGUUGGAGACAAUCACUGCAGGUAGAGUCUCAUAGUUUUUCCCCUGAGAGAUAUACAGUAUGGCAUCCAUUAAUGUUUACUUUUUCUUGAACAAGCUAUUUUCUUGUAACUUGGAUAGGUCUAACAGUAAUUCACAUGAUAAAUAUAUAGGUGGGUUAUGUGAGUGAACAUUGUCAAAAAGGGAGUGGCUGGAUGCCAAAUGUACAGCCAGAGAUUCUGCACGUUUGUUUAUUUGGACCGCCCUAUUAGAAUGAUGUUGUUAUGGGCUAAAUAGCAACAAUUGAUCGGUUCAUUAUUGCCUUCACGAUUGGGUUUUCAAUGAGUGAGGCUUACUUUGGAAAAUAUUCCUUUUUUUUCCCACCAACACACUGCUUAAGUGCUUUAGUUUGCAUCUUUAAUCUUAUUUAUUUGUGCUAUAAAUCUUUAAAUAACAUCACUGUACACAUUUUCUUGAGGUCUAUCAUUGUGUGGAACUUUACUGUAAUUUAAUGUUUGUUUUAUUUUUCUAUAAUGGGAUUUUCCUUCCAAAUGCAAGUCCAGUGUUAAGGAACGACUUCACAUCCGAAAAGAUGUUGUACGUUAGAGAAUUAGGUUUUCUUAGACGUUACAAAAAUGUUGUAAAUUCAUAUGCACAAGAAAGUUUUGUCAGUGAUUUGUAACCUCAAGUUAUAUUGUGUAUAUCAUUUCAUUACAACAGUGACCAUACGGUAAUGUUUCUUUUUUUUCCUGAAUAACUAAACGACUUGUUUGAAAAUGUGUUGGUUUAGGUCACCACUGUGUAUAUAUAACAUUAGCGCUGUCUCUUCCUAUGUGUAAUA
This is a messenger RNA of Toxotes jaculatrix (banded archerfish), 4235 nucleotides long. It is a transcript of the gene nf2b, whose product is annotated as neurofibromin 2b (merlin). Gene Ontology annotation, biological process: positive regulation of protein localization to early endosome; regulation of gliogenesis; regulation of cell shape. Bases 335 to 2116 code for a protein of 593 amino acids. Lineage: Eukaryota; Metazoa; Chordata; Actinopteri; Toxotidae. The record is from RefSeq and is a predicted model, not a curated record. The transcript is spliced from 17 exons. Gene Ontology annotation, cellular component: cytoskeleton; filopodium; adherens junction. Gene Ontology annotation, molecular function: actin binding; cell adhesion molecule binding.